This is a messenger RNA of Neogale vison (American mink), 4071 nucleotides long. RefSeq names its product unc-5 netrin receptor C (gene UNC5C). The coding region runs from base 332 to 3184 and encodes 950 amino acids. Gene Ontology annotation, molecular function: protein binding; netrin receptor activity. Lineage: Eukaryota; Metazoa; Chordata; Mammalia; Carnivora; Mustelidae. Gene Ontology annotation, cellular component: membrane. The transcript is spliced from 17 exons. The record is from RefSeq and is a predicted model, not a curated record. Gene Ontology annotation, biological process: netrin-activated signaling pathway.
CGCGGAGGAGCUGCGGCUCUUCCUGUGGCUGGGGGGGAGCGGCGAGGUGGCCGCCUUGCGCCUCCUCGGACUUCCCAAGUGGGGGCAGAGCAACCGCUCACCGAGCCGCCAGUUAGAAGGCACAGGGAAAGAGGGACGGCCAAACUCCUCCUCAGCACCUCCUCUCCACCCCCUUUUGGCUCCUGCCCUUCGAGAAAGUGGAGUGUGGCUCUUGGUUAUCCUUAUUUCUUCGGACUGCUUCGUGGUGCACGGAUUCAGCGGCUUCCCAGUGGGGUUUUCCGCUGUUGGCGCGUCUCUCUGUGUGGUUCCGCCCGGCACACCUCUGUCGACGAUGAGGAAAGGUCUACGGGCGACAGCGGCCCGCUGCGGACUGGGACUGGGAUACGUGUUGCAAAUGCUCGUGCUACCUGCCCUGGCCCUCCUCAGUGCCAGCGGUACCGGCUCGGCCGCUCAAGACGACGACUUUUUUCAUGAACUCCCAGAAACCUUUCCAUCCGAUCCACCUGAACCUCUACCACAUUUUCUUAUUGAGCCUGAAGAAGCUUAUAUUGUGAAGAAUAAGCCUGUGAACCUGUAUUGUAAAGCCAGUCCCGCCACCCAGAUCUACUUCAAGUGCAAUAGUGAAUGGGUUCAUCAGAAGGACCACAUAGUAGAUGAGAGAGUAGACGAAACCUCUGGUCUCAUUGUCCGGGAAGUAAGCAUUGAGAUUUCGCGCCAGCAAGUCGAAGAACUUUUUGGGCCUGAAGAUUACUGGUGCCAGUGUGUGGCCUGGAGUUCAGCGGGCACCACAAAGAGCAGAAAGGCCUACGUGCGCAUCGCAUAUCUACGGAAGACAUUUGAGCAGGAACCCCUGGGAAAGGAAGUAUCCUUGGAACAGGAAGUGUUGCUCCAGUGUCGACCACCUGAAGGGAUCCCAGUGGCUGAGGUGGAAUGGUUGAAAAAUGAAGACAUAAUUGAUCCCGUUGAAGAUCGGAAUUUUUAUAUUACUAUUGAUCACAACCUCAUCAUAAAGCAGGCCCGCCUCUCAGAUACUGCAAACUACACUUGUGUGGCCAAAAACAUCGUUGCCAAGAGGAAAAGCACGACAGCAACUGUCAUAGUCUAUGUCAAUGGUGGCUGGUCCACCUGGACAGAGUGGUCUGUGUGUAAUAGCCGCUGUGGACGAGGAUAUCAGAAGCGCACAAGGACCUGCACCAACCCAGCACCACUCAAUGGUGGUGCCUUCUGUGAGGGGCAGAGUGUGCAGAAAAUAGCCUGUACCACCUUAUGCCCAGUGGAUGGCAGGUGGACUUCAUGGAGCAAGUGGUCUACUUGUGGGACCGAGUGCACGCACUGGCGCAGGAGGGAGUGCACGGCGCCCGCCCCCAAGAACGGAGGCAAGGACUGUGAUGGCCUCGUCUUGCAAUCCAAGAACUGCACUGAUGGGCUUUGCAUGCAGAGUUUCCUUUAUCCUAUUUCAACUGAACAGAGAACCCAGAAUGAAUAUGGAUUUUCUUCUGCUCCUGACUCAGAUGAUGUUGCGCUGUAUGUCGGCAUUGUGAUAGCUGUGAUAGUUUGCCUGGCCAUUUCUGUAGUGGUGGCCCUAUUUGUAUAUCGCAAGAACCAUCGCGACUUUGAGUCUGAUAUUAUUGACUCCUCGGCACUCAAUGGAGGCUUUCAGCCCGUGAACAUCAAGGCAGCGAGACAAGAUCUCCUGGUGGUACCCCCAGACCUCACAUCGGCCGCAGCCAUGUACAGAGGACCCGUCUAUGCUUUGCAUGAUGUUUCAGACAAAAUCCCAAUGACUAACUCUCCAAUUCUGGAUCCACUGCCCAACCUGAAAAUCAAAGUCUACAACACCUCAGGUGCAGUCACCCCCCAAGAUGACCUCUCUGAGUUCGCAUCAAAGCUGUCUCCUCAGAUGACACAGUCCUUGUUGGAGAAUGAGGCCCUCAACGUGAAGAAUCAGAGUCUAGCAAGGCAGACUGACCCAUCCUGUACUGCGUUUGGCACCUUCAACUCUCUGGGGGGUCACCUCAUUGUUCCCAAUUCAGGAGUAAGCUUGCUGAUUCCCGCUGGGGCCAUUCCCCAAGGGAGAGUCUACGAAAUGUAUGUGACUGUACACAGGAAAGAAAAUAUGAGGCCACCCAUGGAAGACACCCAGACACUCUUGACCCCUGUGGUGAGCUGUGGGCCUCCUGGAGCUCUGCUGACCCGCCCUGUCAUUCUCACCAUGCAUCACUGCGCAGAUCCCAAUACUGAAGACUGGAAGAUACAGCUCAAGAACCAGGCAGCACAGGGACAGUGGGAGGAUGUGGUGGUGGUUGGGGAGGAGAACUUCACCACCCCCUGCUACAUUCAGCUGGAUGCAGAGGCUUGCCACCUCCUCACGGAGAACCUUAGCACCUAUGCCCUGGUUGGGCAGUCCACCACCAAAGCUGCUGCGAAGCGCCUGAAGCUGGCCAUCUUCGGGCCACUUUGCUGCUCCUCUCUGGAGUACAGUGUUCGAGUCUACUGUCUGGACGAUACGCAGGAUGCCCUGAAGGAAGUACUGCAGCUUGAGAGACAGAUAGGAGGACAGCUCCUAGAAGAACCUAAGGCUCUUCAUUUUAAAGGCAGCACCCACAACCUGCGCCUAUCGAUUCACGAUAUCGCCCAUUCGCUCUGGAAAAGUAAAUUGCUGGCAAAAUACCAGGAAAUUCCUUUUUAUCAUAUCUGGAGUGGGUCUCAAAGAAACCUCCACUGCACAUUCACCCUGGAAAGAUUUAGCCUGAACACAGUGGAGCUGGUCUGCAAACUCUGCGUGCGGCAGGUGGAAGGAGAAGGGCAGAUCUUCCAGCUCAACUGCACCGUGUCGGAGGAACCCACUGGCAUUGAUCUGCCUCUGCUAGACCCCGCGAGCACCAUCACCACCAUGACCGGCCCCGGCGCUUUCAGCAUUCCUCCCCCCAUCCGGCAGAAGCUCUGCAGCAGCCUGGACGCCCCACAGACCAGAGGGCAUGACUGGAGGAUGCUGGCCCAUAAGCUGAACCUGGACAGGUACUUGAAUUACUUUGCCACCAAAUCCAGCCCAACUGGCGUUAUCCUGGAUCUCUGGGAAGCACAGAACUUCCCAGAUGGAAACUUGAGCAUGCUGGCGGCCGUCCUGGAAGAAAUGGGAAGGCAUGAAACAGUGGUGUCGUUAGCAGCAGAAGGACAGUACUGACCCACACCAGAACUGGAAAUGAAGGGCGGGAAUGCACCGGGGGUCUGUGGCCGUCCAGGGCUUGGCCGUUGGCAAGGAAAUCCAGAACGGACCACAACCGAUGAGUUUCACAGGCAAGACUGUAAGCGGGAGAGAGAAGGAAAGCGGACACAACUGCUGGACAGACACGCCCACUUCCCCAGGACAUCCUCACAGGAGUUAAGAACAAUUGUGUAAAUUUGUACCUUGACGUUAGAAAUCGACCUAAUUUUCCUCUUAGUUGGGCUGUAUGCUGUGUGGUACAGGAUCUUACAGUUUCCUAGGAAACGCUUUUUAUUGCUAUCCAGGUAUAUGGAUAAUCUUUCUUAACAAACCCAAUUUCUACAAACGUUGUUUACAUCAAAUUGGACAGGGAGGCAGACGCUGUCCAUGGCUCGUUCUAUUUUUGUUUAAAUCAUUUGAAGUUGAAGCUGUGGACGGUUUGUUGUGUCUAUUUCAGAUGAGUAAUUCACAGAGAAAUCACAGACUUUUGCUACAAACUGUGUACAUCAAGUGUCUCAGAUAACCCUCCCAUCAGUGUUCUGUUUCUAGAACUUGUAAAACCAGUGUUACUGUUUGUAUCAGGGAAGUGGAGAAUCUAAGUAUAAAGGAGAAAUAACUAAUAUUCCUUAUUCCUCGAGGGUACCCGUCUGGUCACCCUUUGGGAACAAAGCUGUAGCAUUGCAGGGAAGACAGUGAUUCAUGUUUAGCCACACGAACAAGCAUUUUUUCACCACAUGUGUGUUUGUAAGAUGCAAUUUGAAGUGUUUUUGUUUUUUUUUUUAUAAAGAAAGGUAUCAUUAUUAUUAUUAUCACUAUUAUUAUUGAUGAGUAUUUACAAGUAUUCUAGUAAAAGGAUUUCCUUUUAA